AUGAACUGUCUUGAACCAAAAUAUACCUUGCCAUCACGAGCCACACUCAGCAGAAAAGUUAUUCCUGAUCUCUAUGAGAAAGUAAAAGAAGUGAAGGCAGGUCUCAAGGCAUCUCACUCAGUCGCACUCACCACUGAUGGCUGGACGUCACGGGCAACCCAGAGCUACAUCACCAUCACAGCUCAUUUCAUAGAUGAAGAGUGGGAGCUUAAAAACAAAGUUCUUCAAACACGACAAAUGUUUGACUCACACACAGGUGUUAACAUUGCUGAUGUCUUGAAACAAGCCAUAGAUGACUGGGAGUUGAAACGUCCACAUGGACAGCAGCCUAUUACAUCAGACAGCGCAGCAAAUGUAUGCCUUGCAGUCGACAUUGCAGAGAUGACACCCCAUAUCCGAUGCUUUGCACAUAUCAUCAAUCUUGCAGCCCAACAAGCUCUUCAUAUAAAUGAAGUUCAAUGUCUUCUUGGAAGAGUCAGGAGAAUUGUUACUUUCUUUCAUAAGAGCAGCACAGCAAAUUACCAGUUGGAGCUGAAACAAAAGCUACUUCAACUUCCUAACCAUCUUCUCAUCAACAAAGUGAAAACAAGAUGGAACAGCGCCUAUGACAUGAUUGAACGAUACUUGGAGCAGCAGCCAGCUGUGAUGGCAGCACUUAUGUCACCAAAUAUUAAAAGGGAAAAGGACCUGGACACACUGAGCUCAGAUGACAUCACUCUUGCUGAACAUUUCAUCAAAGUCCUGGGCCCGCUGAAAACAAUCACUACCAUUCUCUGUGAAUCAAACAUACCAACUCUAUCAAUGGUUCAAAGCUCUGCCCUUCCUCAGCCAACAAGAGAAGCUGGAGGUCCAAGAAUCUCUUUGUGA
Molecule: messenger RNA, 867 nt
Organism: Haliotis rubra (blacklip abalone)
Lineage: Eukaryota; Metazoa; Mollusca; Gastropoda; Lepetellida; Haliotidae
Product: zinc finger BED domain-containing protein 4-like
Exons: 2
Coding region: 1-867 (288 amino acids)
Source: RefSeq, a predicted model, not a curated record